AGUGUGUUCUCGACCGCUCCGCGCGUCCGAUACCUCGUUCGACGCAUCUUGUCACCGACCACCAUGAGGAAGACGUCGUACGUCGUGACCUUCUUUGCAGUCCUCAUUUCGCUCGCCUUCACGCUGUUCUCCGCAUAUCUACCAGACUGGCUCGAAGAGACCGGUCCUGAUCUCCCCUACACGAAAGCCACCAUCCGCUAUGGCCUGCUGGAGGUCUGCGAGCGCCAGAAGGUGCAGAUCCCGGGGCCUGACGGGAGCAAAAUCGACUACACGCGGUACGAGUGCCGGCCGUGGCCUGCUCGGGUGACCGACAAGUGCGAGACGGAGAACAAGACGCUCUGCGUCGAGUGGACGAGUGCGGGGUACUUCGUUGAGCUGAGCAUCGGGUUCGCUGUGACCGCGCUCCUGGCUAUCGUGUUCGGAGUCAGUACCCAUUCACGGAGGAGGAGGAUUUGGAGGGCUGUUGCUGGUCUUGUCGCAGUACACGCCAUUCUGCAAAUCGUCGCGUUCGCACUUAUCACUGAUGCCUAUCGCAAGUCUCGUUACGCAGGAUUCGAGCACGCUCGACCUAGCACUGCCUACGUUCUCAACAUGGUCGACUGGCUGCUCUCCAUCUUCAUCGUCUUCGGCGUGGUGACCACAGGUAUUUCCGCCGACGCCGGUCAUAGAUGGGCUGCUGGAAACAGGGCGUACCAGCCGAUUCGUGGAGGAGAGUAAACUACACAGGUCAUAUAGUCGCUUAACGAACCCUUCAUGACUCGCGACGAAUACAUUGUCUCCGAUUAUUCUUUGCAUUCACUGUAUCGUCCGCACUCCAACUCCUAUUUCGCUUUCAUAUCGCCUCCACCUGUAUUAUAUAUAUUAUGCACGACUUUGCUGCCAUUAGUAUUCAAGCGUGAAGUGUUAGUCUUCCGGGUAGUCCACUUGAUCAUACAACCGAAGGGUCUCAUUCCAAUCCCUCUUUCUCCUUCUCCGGAUAGAGAAAUACUUCACUCGGCUCUCCCAACUUCCCCUCACCCUGCCCUUCUCCCUACCACCGAGCUGCGCAAAAUACGUCUCCGGAUCUUCCGGCAAUCCCAGCCUACGCGCAAGCACCAUCACCCGCUCGUACAAGUCCCUCCUUACCUCCGCAAUCUCUCGCAAUGUCCGGCCCCGAACUAGCAACAGCCGAACCAAAGCUGCAAACGCUCUGAACGCGCUCACUGCGUCCUCCAUCCACCUCAGGGUCAUCCACAUCACCGCAGGGACGACCACAGCCGUUAAGGGCGCAACGGGGAACGUGAUCACCAUGCUACCCAACCACACGCAUACCCCCGAGAUCAGCCCGUACACGAGCUUGUAUUGCGCGAUCUCGUCCCAAGUGUCCCACACCGGCCCCGUCUUGGUGAAGUUGCGCACCCCGAUGAAGGUGGUGAGCACGAUGGGGAGCCACAACAGGAGCCCGGGGAUGGAGAGCGUGAAGAGGACGAGCGACCAGCCGAGGCGGAUGGGUAUGCGCCGGAGGAUGGUGGCCCGCGAGAGCGGGCGGCGGAUGCGGUCGUCCUUGACGCCCCAUUUGGAGAGGGUGUCUUGAUAGGACUUCAAAUCCUGCCUGAGCUUCACCAACUCCCGUAUCUCCUCCCUCAUCUCGCCCUCCCCCUCACUCCCGCUCGCGGUGGUAUUCCCCUCCCCAUUCGUGCCCGGC
Gloeophyllum trabeum ATCC 11539 is the source of this 1684-nucleotide messenger RNA. RefSeq lists its product as uncharacterized. NCBI's taxonomy places the organism in Eukaryota, Fungi, Basidiomycota, Agaricomycetes, Gloeophyllales, Gloeophyllaceae. The coding region runs from base 64 to 717 and encodes 217 amino acids. The record is from RefSeq and is a predicted model, not a curated record. The transcript has 6 exons.